AAAAGGUUCGUACAAAAAAAUAAAAGGUUUAUAAUUUCUUAUUAACCCCCGCUAACCCCCGUUCUCUCCUCAACUGCUUAUGUACAUACUACCCGAAUUUCUCAAUCUCCCCGGAACAUUUUGGUCCAGUCGAACCGGAUAAGCAGCUGGAUAUUUAAAAUAUAUAAGUUCAGGAUUAUUAUUAUAAACAACCCCCGUGGAAAGUUCACAUAAAAAACCCCAAUUGAAGAAUUGCAGCAUUAACUCAUCAUAAUCUAACAACAACAAACAAUCAUCAUGCCACGAUUUUAUCGUAGAAGUCAAUCGCCUUUAGAGGAUAACAAUAACACCCGUAUCCGCCGAAGAUUCGGUCAUGCUCAAAGUUCUCCUGAUUGUCGCUUAUGUAGAAGGGACCACCCACUACGAAAAUGCUUGAGGUUUAAGCGAAUGAACGUCUCAGAGAAGGUUCGUGUGGUAAAGCAACAUAAGUAUUGCGAGAAUUGCCUCGCCCAUUCGCAUUUAGUGAACCGCUGCCGAAACACCGAUCGUUGUCGCCAAUGUGGCGGCAGACACCACACGCUACUACAUCGUCACAAACGUCUGCGUGAAAAUAAGCGUUCCUCUCAACCCUCUACCAUUCAGUCCUGUUCCAAUCCUUCUGCUGUUACACUACUACCGACUGCCGUUGUAAAAAUACAACUGGGAGAAGAAUGGCGGAGUGUUCGAGGUCUCCUAAAUCCUUGCGCCGAGACGAGCUCUCUAGCAGAGUUUAUUGUAGAUCGCUACAAAAUUCCGGUGGAAACUAUUGGUUCAGAUCGAUGGUGCAAAAUUAAGAUUAGGCCACGUUUUGACGAUGCCCCUAUAUUUGGCCUCACUGUCAAGGUCGUUGGCGACCUACCUACAAGGCAACCAAAAGAUAAAAUUGAUGACAGAGUCGCUUUGCUAUAUACCAACCUUCGAUUAGCAGAUCCCAAUUUUUACAAAAAUAUUGACAUUAACGUUGUCCUUGGUGCAGAUGUUUACGCGCGCCUAAUCAAACCUAAUAUCCAGCCAGAAUCCGUGGGAUCUCCGCUGGCUCAAGACACCGUCCUGGGAUGGAUUAUCAUUGGCAAGUUCGGCAUCUAACUCACUUUCUAUUGCUGUAUAUAUAUUACUGUUAUUAUUUUUUUUACACUUAAUAUAUAUAUUUUUUAUACUUAUUCCUAAUAUGAAUUAAUCGAAUGAAUU
This is a messenger RNA of Lucilia sericata (common green bottle fly), 1206 nucleotides long. RefSeq lists its product as uncharacterized. Bases 277 to 1104 code for a protein of 275 amino acids. Lineage: Eukaryota; Metazoa; Arthropoda; Insecta; Diptera; Calliphoridae. The record is from RefSeq and is a predicted model, not a curated record. The transcript has 2 exons.